Messenger RNA from Lactuca virosa, 929 nucleotides. The record is from the annotation of a GenBank genome assembly. NCBI's taxonomy places the organism in Eukaryota, Viridiplantae, Streptophyta, Magnoliopsida, Asterales, Asteraceae.
AAUUUAUAUAUAACAUUGCAAUUCUCCACCAUCUACACAUACCCUCUACAAAUUAACAUAACUUAUAUCCCCUCAAAGAAAUGGCAAGUUCUGCAAUCCAACAGUCAGCAUUCGCUGGCCAGGCAACAUUGAAGACACAAAACGAGCUUGUCAAGAAGAUUGGCAGCUUCAAUGGUGGCCGCUUUACCAUGCGCCGCACUGUCAAAAGUGCACCACAAAGCAUUUGGUAUGGACCAGAUCGUCCAAAGUACUUGGGUCCAUUUUCCGAGCAAACCCCAUCAUACUUGACCGGUGAAUUCCCCGGUGACUACGGGUGGGACACCGCCGGACUCUCAGCUGACCCGGAGACAUUUGCCAAGAACCGUGAGCUCGAAGUGAUUCACUCUCGGUGGGCCAUGCUCGGUGCACUCGGGUGCGUCUUCCCCGAGCUUCUCUCCAAAAACGGUGUCACAUUCGGUGAAGCUGUCUGGUUCAAGGCGGGUUCCCAAAUCUUUUCAGAAGGUGGUCUUGACUAUCUUGGAAACCCUAAUUUGAUCCAUGCACAGAGCAUUCUUGCUAUCUGGGCAUCACAAGUUGUCCUCAUGGGACUCAUUGAAGGGUACCGAGUUGGUGGGGGCCCACUUGGUGAAGGGCUUGAUAAGAUUUAUCCGGGUGGAUCUUUUGACCCGCUUGGGUUGGCUGAUGACCCGGAAGCUUUUGCUGAAUUGAAGGUUAAGGAGCUUAAAAAUGGAAGAUUGGCCAUGUUUUCUAUGUUUGGGUUUUUUGUUCAAGCUAUUGUUACAGGGAAGGGUCCGAUUGAGAAUUUGUUUGACCAUCUUGCUGACCCGGUUGCUAACAAUGCUUGGGCUUAUGCUACCAACUUUGUGCCCGGAAAAUGAGUUGAAUAUGUGUAGAUUUGAUAAUCCUUAUGCAAUAUCAAGGAACUAUUU